This is a messenger RNA of Cotesia glomerata, 2109 nucleotides long. RefSeq names its product alpha-1,3-mannosyl-glycoprotein 2-beta-N-acetylglucosaminyltransferase (gene Mgat1). The record is from RefSeq and is a predicted model, not a curated record. The transcript is spliced from 11 exons. Gene Ontology annotation, molecular function: alpha-1,3-mannosylglycoprotein 2-beta-N-acetylglucosaminyltransferase activity. NCBI's taxonomy places the organism in Eukaryota, Metazoa, Arthropoda, Insecta, Hymenoptera, Braconidae. Bases 368 to 1756 code for a protein of 462 amino acids. Gene Ontology annotation, cellular component: Golgi apparatus. Gene Ontology annotation, biological process: protein N-linked glycosylation.
UCGUGUACAUAUAUAUAGUUAUAUGACAAGUGAUACGUCAUGUGGUAUUUUAAUCGUUUAAAAACUAAUAAUUGUUUCACUCGAGCAUCAUUACCCAACAAUUAAUCAAUUAAUCAACAAACCAUUAUCAAUUGUUAAUUACUUAAUUAUCAGUUCCAGACCUAGCUCAAUAUUAACACCGGACUUAAUUUAAAGCGACUAAGUAUUGACACUUAACUUGAAAGCUAAGACUUUCAAGACUCCAAACUGCACUUUUAUAUUAUAUUGACUUCCAUCAAGUUUAUUUAUUUAAUAAACAAAUUUUUUAUUUUAAAAUUUGUGUCAAAUAUUUUUCAACCAGAAUGAUGAGGUGACAUUUAAUUCUGCAAUGCGGAAAAAGUCUAUUAGUUUAUUACUGCUGUCGUUAUUGGUAUGGGGUAUCAUUACAUACUUCCUUUUCCUUACACGAACAACUGACAAUAGAGAUAAGAAUGUACUCUCGAAUCAGAUAAACAGCUUAAAGGCACAAGUUGAAAGGAGGAUUGCUGACAAUCAAAUUCUGCUGAAACGUCUUAUUGAAUUGCAACAAAAAAAACUUGCAGAACAAAUCAAAACACGCAGUCCGCUAAUAGAAGAAAUUUUAAAUGCUACUUACCCAGUAGCUUCAACUGUUAAAUUAAAAACAGAGGAAGAAAUAAUAAGUGAAAGACUCCAAGCACUAUCAUCAAAAAAAUUAGUUAACGACUCGCCAAUAAUAGCCGUGUUAGUUAUUUCUUGCAACAGAAUCACAGUCCAGAGAUGCUUGGACCAGUUGAUAAAAUUACGGACUAAUGCCGAUCAAUUUCCAAUAAUUGUUUCACAAGACUGCGAGCAUAAACAGACUGCUGAUGUUAUUAAGUCAUACGGUGAUCAAGUUGUGCAUAUACAACAACCAGAUCAAUCAGAUAUUGACAUUCCACCAAGAGAGAAAAAAUUCAAAGGCUAUUUUAAAAUAGCUCGCCACUACGGCUGGGCUUUAAAUAAAGUAUUCUUUGAAUUUGGAUUUGAUACUACAAUUAUCGUUGAAGAUGAUCUGGAUGUCGCUCCAGACUUCUACGAAUAUUUCCUAGGCACAUAUCCGCUCCUAGUAGCCGAUAAAUCACUAUGGUGCGUGUCAGCCUGGAACGAUAAUGGCAAAUCCGGGCUAGUUGAUGAAAACGCGCCUCACUUGCUUUAUCGCACUGAUUUUUUUCCUGGUCUAGGUUGGAUGCUCACCAAAGAUCUCUGGCAGGAAUUAUCUGACAAGUGGCCCAAAGCGUACUGGGACGACUGGAUUCGUCAACCGGAACAACGAAAAAAUAGAGCAUGCAUCCGGCCGGAACUCUCUAGGACCAGAACUUUUGGAAAAGUUGGCGUUAGCAAUGGAUUGUUUUAUGAAAAACAUCUUAAGUAUAUUAAACUCAACGAUCAAUCUGUGCCUUUUACUAAAAUGAAUUUAAGUUAUUUAUUGAAAGAUAAUUAUGACAUUAAUUUUGUUAAUGAAGUCUAUCAUUCGACGGUAGUAAGUUACUCGGAACUAAAAAGCGGUAAUAUUAUAACUUCUGGAUCCGUGAGAAUUCCUUAUCAUUCACGGCAAGCGUUUAAAAAUACUGCCAAGAUGCUGGGAUUGAUGGAUGAUUUUAGAAGCGGAGUUCCAAGAACCGGCUACAGAGGCAUAAUAACCUUCUUUUACAACAAAAGACGAGUGCACCUCGCACCAAACAUGAACUGGAAAGGUUACGACAUAAGUUGGAGCUAACACAAAGUGCGCCACUCUAAACAGUCCCGUAAUCUGGAACCAGUGAUAGCUUACCAGUUCAUUUAAAAUAAAAAUUGUAGAUUAUUAAAUUAAAUUCAAAAGAAGAGAGAGAACGAGACAAUUAAAAAAAAAAUAUUAAUAUUAAUAUGAUAUUAAUAAAAAAAAAAAUCAAUAAAUUCGUACCUGGCAAAGGGAUCCAACACUCCAAUGUACUGUUGGAAAAGCCAAAGGGAAAACUUUGCCGAUCGACUACCUCCCGUAAAUUUUAAAAUUAGCUAAUUUGUAAUUGUAAUUGAGUCGAGUUUUAAAGUAACCUCUUAAUUCCAUUAUAAAUAAAUAUAUAUACAAAUAUA